Molecule: messenger RNA, 995 nt
Organism: Trifolium pratense (red clover)
Lineage: Eukaryota; Viridiplantae; Streptophyta; Magnoliopsida; Fabales; Fabaceae
Exons: 2
Coding region: 145-726 (193 amino acids)
Molecular function (GO): zinc ion binding
Source: RefSeq, a predicted model, not a curated record
CUAAAUCCCUAAUCUUCAAAUCAUUUCAUCUUUUUUUUUUUUUUCUUUUUUCGCCAUCCCUCUUUCAAUAAUCUUCAUUGACCGACCUUAAUUGGUUCUUGGCCAAGUUAUAUUUCCUUUUUAUCCUCUUAAUUUUUACACAAGAUGAAGAAUGUUGUUAAGUUUGAGACUUCACCAUUACUCUCGAAACGUGAAGUGAGUUGGAAGGGAAGUGUUUCAAGUGUUGAUACUUAUGAAAGUGUUGCUACUCCUACAUGCAAAUGUGGGAAAAAGUGUAUCCUAUACAUCUCAAAGACAUCUAAAAAUCCUAACACACACUUCUUUAGGUGUCCUUAUUUUAAGCAACAAAGACCGCAUUGUAACUACUUCGUGCAAAAGGAUAAAUUUCUUGAGUCACAAACUACAAUGGUUGAGUUGCAGUCAAAACCUACAAUGGUUGAGUUGCUUGAAGCCAAGAUUAAUCAAUUGGAGAAAGAUGUGAAAGUUAUGAAAAUUAAGAUAGAGAAUGAUAUUGAAGUCAAAAUUAAUCAAUUAGAGAAAAAUAUGGAAGUCAAAAUUAAGCAAUUUGAGUGGGAUAUGGAAGUCACUAAAACUCAAAUAAUUGAAAUGCAAGUGAAGAUGGAAGAUGUAAAAAAUUGGAAACGAUGUGUAAAGGCAGUAGGGGUUGUGAUUGUAAUUUGGUUAUAUCCUUUUAUAUUUGGGAGUAAGAAAAGAUUGUCUAAGUAGUACUCUUAAUUUAUAAAAUAAAAUAAAAAACAAGAUUGUCAAAGUAGUGUAUUAAACUUGAUGUGUUGAUUUUUUGACAAAGUGGAGAUCUUCUCAAAUAGAUAAGACGAAGAUGGUGAAUAAUCCUCCGGUUAAACCUCUCUACUUAUCUUCUAGCAGACAAGAUGGGGAUUGGUUACCCUAGAGCUUUGUUAUUUUGUAUUCUUUUUUUAUCUUUUGUCUUUCCUUAUGUUACAAAAAAAAAUGGUUUGUGUGUAUUUAUUUUUUUU